Molecule: messenger RNA, 1748 nt
Organism: Zootermopsis nevadensis
Lineage: Eukaryota; Metazoa; Arthropoda; Insecta; Blattodea; Termopsidae
Source: RefSeq, a predicted model, not a curated record
CAAUGCCGAGUAAACAAAUAUCUGUUGACAUUGUUGAUGACGUCAUUUCUUGAAGACAACGAGGAAUCACAAAUUUUUAUAGUAGAUUAUGUAUGCAGUAUAAUAGCCUGAAUAAACCGUAAUGCACUCCAUUCACUUACCUAAGAAAUUAAUUGUUACGUCAUUUGUUUACUCGGCAUUGUUGUGUUUCAUAUUGCCGUCAACAAUCCGCUUUGUUAUUGUAGAAAUAGCUGAGGGAGGGGAGUUGACAAGUUAUUGGUUUAGUGGCCUGAAGGAAGGAGACCUCUGGGGAGACCUCGGCGAGAUGGAGUUAAACCAAAGUCGCAGUUGUUCUCAAGAUGGCGGCAGGCGCACGCGCACCGAAGCAUUGGCCUCUCUGAAUGAGCUGAAAGAGAAGAACGUGUUAAGUGACGCGGUGUUGAGGUUGGAAGAUGGCGGCUCCUUUCCAGUCCACAGAAUGAUUCUCUCCAUGUGCAGCGAAUAUUUCAGGAAAUUCUUCACUACAAAACUGCACACCAGUGAGCAGACUGAUAUUCUCCUCCACGGAGUCAGCUCAGAUGUGAUGACCCAGAUACUGGGUUAUGUUUAUUUUCGCAAGAUGGACAUCCACUCUGACAACGUGCGUCAGGUGCUCGUGGCGGCUGACUAUUUGUGUAUACCAAGCGUUACUAAACUCUGCUGCGAUUUCAUCAAGGAAGAGAUAGACGCCGAAAACUGUAUCGACAUCAUGCAGUUCGCAAGGUUUUACUUCUGUGCCGACCUUGAGACCGAAGCUGGUCGCUUCGUUCUGCGCCACUUCGUGGUAGUGUCUCAGCAGAACGAAGAAGUCCUAGAACUGGCUGCACAGGAGCUGCAAGCAAUAAUCGAGUCUGAUGAACUGAACGUUAAGUACGAGGAAGAUGUGUGGGAGUGCGUUCUCCGGUGGAUCAACCACGACCCGGACAACAGGAAAGGCCACAUCGCGGACCUCUUGGAUGGCAUCAGACUGGGACUACUUGACGAACAGUUUUUCCUGGAGACGGUAUCAAAGCACCCGUACGUGACGGAAAAUGAUGGGUGCAGACCAUUGAUCUCGGAGACGGUCGCGUUUCUGCGCUACUCACAAAUGAUGAAGAAGGAAGGCAAGGAAAUCGUGACACCAAGGAUUGCCCGCCCGCGAAUCCCACAGUACAAUCUUUUUGCUAUUGGUGGGACUCGUGGCGGAAAGCCGACAGAUGUGAUCGAAGCGUACGACGCACGAGCAGACCGGUGGAGUGUGGUGGAGACGGUCGACUCGAUCGGUCCGCGAGCCGAACACGGCACGGCAGUUGUCGGUUUCGACAUUUACGUCAUCGGCGGUACCGACGGCUUUGAAUGUUUAAGCUCAUGUCGCUGCUUCAACGCUGUAACGAAGACAUGCCGCGAGGUGGCGUCUAUGCAUGAACGCAGGUAAGAUGCAGCUUGGUAACUAAGGAACUCCUUGGAACAGAGUCCUUCUUCAAAGGCUGAUAGUCGCUCCGUUGUUCAAGUUAUAAAUGUGCGCUGGGGAUGUAAAAUUGUACCAAUCACAUACAGGAGCAUCGUGCAAAGUGUGAAUAGACGCAAAUUAAGUGUGGCAGUUCUGCGAGGUGCAGUUUACGCAAUGGGCGGUCACCAUGGUCAUUCGGAUCUAGGAUCGGCGGAAAGAUACGACUGCACGACGAACCAGUGGUCUUUCAUCGCUUCCAUGAACACAGGGCGACGCAGUGCAAGUGCGGCUGUACUGAAUG